This is a messenger RNA of Habropoda laboriosa, 2745 nucleotides long. RefSeq names its product protein borderless (gene bdl). Bases 580 to 2616 code for a protein of 678 amino acids. The record is from RefSeq and is a predicted model, not a curated record. The transcript has 13 exons. Gene Ontology annotation, molecular function: protein binding. Lineage: Eukaryota; Metazoa; Arthropoda; Insecta; Hymenoptera; Apidae.
CGGAGCGAUUACAUACUUGGUUAUCACCGCAACCACCGGACCACUCGGUGAGCGGACCGCACGGUGGACCAGCUGCGUCGAAUCUCUCGCUGUUUACCCGAAUUGCGCGUAGCUCUCGAUAAAAGACGGUUCCUUCCCACCUGGCUGGAUCGUCGUCGGUGAAACGCGUCCGAGGAAUAACACGGUAGCCGUGGAUCGAUCUGUCGUCGAUCGAGAACGAUGAACGUCUAGCAACAGAGGGUCUAGCGUGAAUCUCUGUGGAAACCGAAGGAGCAACGGAGAGAGAGUCGUUGGGGCAGAGGAGAGGCAGAGGAUGUGCUAGCGCUGAUCGAUCAGCAGAGAUUCAGAUCGCGAGAAGUGCCGCGUGCCAUUUAAUCGUCGCAGGUGGUGGCCCGAUGCUUGAUGAGUGUGGGUGAUGACAGAUGUGUUUUGCUCCCGUGUUCCGUUCGCCGUCGUCGUCGUCGUCGGUCGCGAGGUGUGAGUUGCUUCUGACAUCGCGUUCACGCCCUCUCUUCGAGACACAGAAUCGGUGAAAAUAAAUCGCGACCCGGCGAUCUCGGAUAACUUGACCUGGAGAAAAUGUGCAGCGCGACGAGGAUCCAUCUGUUGCUGGCUGUCUUCCUCUGCUACCAAGCGUUCGGCGACAGCUUGAUGCUAGAGGAGGAGAAGGAGCCGAAUUAUCUGAACGCAGGAGUGGGAGAGUACGCGGUGUUUAAUUGCGAUUUGGACUUUCCGCACGAGACUCCGAUCCCGUACAUCCUCCAAUGGAAUCGUGACGCCCGAACGAUCUUUUCAUGGUACAACGGAUAUCCGUCGGUGGGUCUCGGCUACGAGGGUCGCGUGCACCUUUUAGAAGACGCCGCUAACCGUGGCUACGGCCAAGGCAGCAUCAAUUUAACGAACAUCCGCGAGAGCGAUCAGGGAUGGUACGAGUGCCGGGUGAUCUUCCCGAACAGGACACCGAACUCGAGGAACAACGGGACCUGGUUCCACCUCGCUAUAGAUGGUGCGUCGCCGUUUCCGACGUCUGUUCCAGGCGAGAAUCUACUGGCGGUCCCGCCCGUCAACAAGACUGUAAUGGAGGCCGAGUCUGUGAGUUUCGAUUGCGUCGCCAAGGGAGAAAAGUCCGUAGUGAGCUGGUUCCGCGAGGGCGAGGAAAUCGUCGACAUGGAGGACCUGAAGAGGAGAGCGGGUAUCGCCGAGGAUGGAACGUUGACCAUCAAUUCAGCUGCCAUGGGUGAUCUCGGGGAGUACACCUGCGUGGUGACCGGCGAGACUGGUGACCAGCAGAGUGCUUCGGCCUUUCUCAACGUGCAAUAUAAGGCGAAGGUUAUCUACGCUCCCCGCGAAGUCUACCUUCCCUACGGGAAACCAGCCCUUCUCGACUGUCACUUCAGGGCGAAUCCACCGCUGACGAACCUGCGUUGGGAGAAGGACGGAUUUCUCUUCGACCCGUACAACGUUCAGGGUGUCUUCUACCGGCGAAACGGUUCCCUCUACUUCAGCAAAGUGGACGAGACGCAUUCUGGAAGCUACACUUGCACACCGUACAACGAGCUGGGCACCGAGGGACCCAGUCCGUCGAUCACCGUGAUCGUGCAGAGGCCGCCGAUGUUUACGGUAACCCCGCAGCACUUGUACAUAAGGAAAUUGGGAGAGAACUUGGAGAUACCUUGCGACGCUAGAGACGGAGAUCAGUCUCAUCGGCCGUCGAUCGUUUGGUACAAGGACGGUUCACCGGUGCCGCCGGACAACAGGACCCUCGUCAUCGGUGGCAACCUAACGAUCGACAGGAUCCAAGAGCAGGACAGAGGACUGUACCAGUGUGCGGCUAGUAACGAGGCCGCUACGGUGGUCGCGGAUACGGAAUUAAUGGUUCUGAACGUUCCUCCGAGGGCACCGUACAACCUGUCCGCCCUCAGCAGCAAUAACGCGGUUACCCUGACAUGGGUGCCCGGUUACGUGAGACCGAAAAUGGAGUAUUCCGUCUGGUACAGACCAACGGACACCACAGAAUGGAGAACGAUGAAGAUCUUGUCUAGAAAGAUCACCGAAGCAACUGUGAACAAUUUGAAUCCAGGACGAGAAUACGAGUUCAUGGUGCUCAGUCAAGAUAAACACGGGGACGGGAUGUUCAGCAAAACUCUACGCGUUUUCACGCAACCUACUUCCUUCGACGAGAACUCUGCGUCCGAGUAUCGCAGUCCUCCAGACGACAGAAUGGGGCCGCCGAUAAACGUGAGAGUUCAGGCCACGGUGCAGGGUUACCUGGUUACCUGGGAGUCUCCCGCUUACGGAAAAGAGCAAGUCAGACUGUAUACGGUUCGAUGGUUCAGAGGACCGUCCGAGCAAUUAUACGGCAGAGCGGAAACGACCGACACUUACUACCUAAUUAAAACGCUGGAAGAGGAGAGUUACUACACGUUCGAAGUAGCCGCAAUGUCAAUUGCGGACGACGUAGCAACGAGCGAGCGCGUUAGUCUAGAAGUUCCAUCGUAUCGUAGAGACAGGGCUAUUUCCAUGGGAAUAGUGGCGGGAAUUGGGUUCCUGGCAGCNGCUCUGGGCGCGAUUUGGUGGGCAAGGAAACGCUUCUGCCAAUCGCCGAACGAGAAAUAAAGAAUAUCGCGCUUCUGUACGUCGUCGAAUACGGCCAGCCGCAAAUAAACUUCCGUAAAGUAGCGAUAUCGAGAAAUAGUUGACAAAGUACGAUCAGUUCCGUUUCUCCCGACUCAUCCCCGUCGAGCG